UUACCUAAUUUUUACGAGAUAUUACGAAUUUAUUGUAAAAUUGGCUUAAUUUACGAGUGUUUUUCGUUAACGUCGAAUCGGUGAAUUCGGAAGAGCGAGGCCUCUGGACUCUGGGCUAUUGCUCUCGCAAUCAGUGCGAUAGGAAACUUCACUUUCGCUCGUGCAAAAUUCUCCCUCUAUACUUUUAAUUAUUCAUUAAUGAAAAUUAAAAUCCGGUGUACUGCUUUGUCCGUAGCAAGAGCGAGGCUUCAGGGUGUUCUGUGGAAUCGACGUUCAAACAAAACAACAGUUACGAACGCAAAGUGAAACUAAUUUGCAACGAGGGCACGUUUCCGUAUAACGUUACUUUGUUUCUCCGUGAGUCAUAAACACAUGGUGUUUACAUGCGACCGAAAAAUGUAUUCUACAGUCGUCCUCAAUUGUAAAAUAGCUAGUUAAAAAUUUACUAUUAAACGGUUAAACGAGAUACGGUUCAGAUGUCUUUCAAUGAUGACUUUGAUAAACCGUUUGAGAACUGUGAACCCCUUCAAUGGGGAGCAUUACGGGAAUUAUGCAAUGCUAACGCAGAAUACUUUAUGUCUCAUCAAGACGAAAAUGCUGUUAGAAUUAGAGCUGCGCUAUUGGCGAUAUUGGAUCACUUAAAGCGAUUACUACCGCUAUAUAAAGAAAUUAAUAGGAUCGCGUCGAUGUUUGACUUUAAUGCAGAAACUCCUGGUAAUGGAUAUAGAAGUUUUCUAGUCUUGGUAGAUAAAUGUAUCAUACACUCGCGUGCAAUCUGUCAUCAAAUAUAUUGUCAAAAGGACUCUAUAUUUUUUCGCAAAAGCUCUCAUGCAAGGGAAAUAGAAGCUUGUUUGCAAUUGAUAGCAUCCUUGUGCACUUGCUUGGAGCACUUGAAAACCCUGUAUUCGUGGAGCGAGGAAACAAACGAUGGAAAACCGUCUCUUUUUAUAAAUCAUGAACAUAAUCUCCAUGAAAUUUUACAUGAAAUAGAUAGUAUUAAUCAGUAUUGUUUUUAUGGAAGAUGUUUAGGAUUUCAGUUUCACGACAACUUAAAACCUAUUUUAAAAACUAUUUUGGUUUGUAUGGUUACAUUUAGCGAAGCAUUUUACGCUAAUGGAACAUUGUUGGCACGAUGUACUAAUUCCGUCAAAUACAUGUUAGACCCUGAGACAAGGGCACGCCGUUUCGUAGACGUGUCACGACGUGCCGAUAUAUCUUUCUGUCAAGCCUUUUGGUUUCUUAACGAGACUGAUAUUGUACGCAAAUUACCAUCUAUAACAUCACCAUCGUUGGUAAUAAAUCAAAUAAUUUCUAUUCCGCCCGAAGAAUUGAUGCUUCCCGCGUUAGAUGGGACAACAGUGUCAAUUCCAAUACCCAAUAGUCAUAUUGGGAAGAAGCCUAUACAUGUUAGAUUACUAAGCUCCAAACGCCGUCUGGGAAUGGUUGGUUCAGGUGGAGUAGGAGGAGAGCUGCUCGGAUUGUCAAAUGAACUGAUAAUUCAUUGUCACGGUGGAGGUUUCGUAGCGCAAACUUCGCUAUCUCAUGAAACAUACUUAAUCUCCUGGGCUACAAGCCUUGGUAUACCCAUUUUAAGCAUCGAUUACAGUUUAGCUCCUGAAGCUCCAUUCCCCCGUGCAUUGGAAGAAGUGUUGUACGCAUAUGCAUGGGCUUUAAAUCAUGCGAGUACUUUACUUGGGAGUACAAUACAAAAGAUAUUUCUUGUGGGUGAUUCUGCUGGGGCUAACUUAAAUUUGGGAGUUACUUUGAAGUGCAUACAAAUGAAUAUCAGAAAACCAGAUGGAAUAUUUAUGGCGUACUCACCAGUACUUGUCGAUUUUGUAUUGUCACCGUCACGAUUACUUUGUCUCACAGAUCCAUUACUACCCAUGGGAUUCCUUAUACGUUGCUUAAAAGCAUAUGCAGCUUCUUCGGAUAACAAAAAAUCUUUGAGAGAGAAAGAAACUGAUGUCGCUGAAUGUAUGAAAUCAGAUACAGAAUCUUUUGCGGAAGUAAGCGAGAGCGACUUAAUAGCAUUAGCUCUCAGUCCUAAUGGGGAUGAAACAAACGAUGGACAUAAAUUGGCGUCGUUGCCAUCCGAUACUACGUUGAAUUCUGUUAGUCUAACAGAAGCCGAUGGAACGGAACAUCCUGUGGAACAAGGAAAAUCUCAAGAGUAUAUCAACAGAUUUUUAGAAUUAUAUCGAAAUUCUGGUACAAAUGCUGCGGCGUAUAUUGGAAGCGAUACUGUUAGCGUGGUGGACAAUAAUAUUUCAGGGAAUGGCAAAUCUUGGUCACUCUUUGGUUGGUCUCUUAGAGGAAGACACAAACAGUCCAGAGAGCUCGACAUAGAAACUGUGAAAAGUCCUUUGGAAGAAUUUACAUUUACCGUGCCCAAGGAUCCAUUUAUAAGUCCUUAUCUCGCACCAGAUAAUCUCUUAUCACAAUUACCACCUGUUAAAAUUCUGACAUUGGAGCUGGAUCCGUGCCUCGAUGAUUCUGUCAUGUUUGCAAGAAAACUUCAAUUGCUUGGUGUACUAGUCACGCUUGAUAUAUUACCCGGUUUACCGCACGGAUUUCUUAACCUAUCACCGAUGUCAAAAGAAGCUAGUGAAGGAUCAGAUAUAUGUGUCAAGAAAAUAAAAGAGCUACUAGCAUUAUAAUUAUAUGCAUAUAGCAAAUAUUUAUUAAAGCAUAAAUGUUAAAUAUGUGGGAACAAAAAAGUUUCUUUGCUGCUGUUUAUGUUUAGAUAUAAUUUAUAAUUACUUUUUUUAAAUGGAGAUUAACUGCGACAACUUGAAAUAUUAAAAAGUUUUAUUUAAAGUUAAUCGUUACACUACGUUUACACCAAGUUUAUUGAAUUUAAUCACAUGUUCCGUAAUGAUAUUUUAUACAAUGUAUUUAAUGUUAUAUUUCUUCGUCCGUAACAACAGUUGUUUUUAUAAUAAAUUCAAUUAAAUGUAAAAAAAAUUCUUAAACAGAUCAAAUGUACAAACAAUUAUGCUUACAAAAUAUAAUAAUUAAAUUUAUUAUUU
Hylaeus volcanicus is the source of this 3032-nucleotide messenger RNA. It is a transcript of the gene Hsl, whose product is annotated as hormone-sensitive lipase. Lineage: Eukaryota; Metazoa; Arthropoda; Insecta; Hymenoptera; Colletidae. The transcript is spliced from 12 exons. The record is from RefSeq and is a predicted model, not a curated record. Gene Ontology annotation, biological process: cholesterol metabolic process; triglyceride catabolic process. The coding region runs from base 477 to 2660 and encodes 727 amino acids. Gene Ontology annotation, molecular function: sterol ester esterase activity; triacylglycerol lipase activity. Gene Ontology annotation, cellular component: cytosol.